AUGAGAGCGAGCGGGCCAAAGCCGCUGACAAUGAUGGACGAGGUGAAACAAUCGCGCCCUCCCUCGCUCGCCCGUUUCCCACAUUCCUGCCUCCCAUGGCAACGGGCUGCUGCCGCCCUCCGCCGGCAGACGGCAGCGCCGCUCGGCCAGCUGCUGCUGACCUGGGUGAACUGCUCCAGCGUGCGGAUGGCCACCAGGAUCCAGGACGUCUUCACGGUGGGGAAGCUGAUGGCUCUGGGUCUCAUCAUCGUGGUCGGCCUCGUCCAGAUCUGCAACGGGAACUACGAGGCGCUGACUCCUCAGGUGGCGUUCUCUCUGGACCGGACGCCGUCGGUGGGUCAGAUCGCUCUGGCGUUCCUGCAGGCGUCCUUCGCCUUUAGCGGCUGGAACUUCCUCAAUUACGUCACCGAGGAAGUGGUUGAACCCAGACGGUGAAUGUUUACGCUUCUCAUCACUUUCUCAUCAU
Molecule: messenger RNA, 466 nt
Organism: Plectropomus leopardus (leopard coralgrouper)
Lineage: Eukaryota; Metazoa; Chordata; Actinopteri; Perciformes; Serranidae
Source: RefSeq, a predicted model, not a curated record